Lactuca virosa is the source of this 504-nucleotide messenger RNA. NCBI's taxonomy places the organism in Eukaryota, Viridiplantae, Streptophyta, Magnoliopsida, Asterales, Asteraceae. The record is from the annotation of a GenBank genome assembly.
AUGAAACAGAUUCAAGGGUUCAGAAUUCGACUGAAGCUCGUUAAAGCCUUCAAAUGGGUAACUCACGAAAGAAAAACGCAUUCUAGAUACAGUAAACUAAAACCAACAAACUGUAGAGAUAAAGCAAUAGCAAGGCUCUGCAAAUUAGGCCGGAGUUUGAAGAGGAGUCUGAAGGAGCUUUGCUGUUCGAAACCCGGUUCAUAUUAUGCUCGGAUCGGAGUGGGAAUCUCCGGUGAGAAAAAACCGGUGCCGAGAGGGCAUUUGGCGGUGUACUUUGGUGAAGAAGAAGACGAUGCGCAUAGGGUUUUGGUGCCGGUGAUAUAUUUUAAUCACCCGUUUUUUGGCGAACUGUUGAGAGAAACUGAGAAGGUUUACGGGUUUGAUCAUCGUGGUGGCAUUCAUGUACCCUGCCGGAUAUCGGAGUUCGAGAAUGUACAAAUGAGGAUUUGUUCCGCCGGUGGUUGUGGUGGAAGAAGCGGCCGUUCAUGGCGGAGGUGGUUGUAG